GAAACAUUUUUGUCGCGCCAUCUUGGAAUUUUAUUAUUUUCAGUGUUCAAUUUUGUCCUAAUAUUUAUCGAAUGACAUCCAGCUAAUUCGGGGAUAUUUGAAUUAGUAUUGUAGAUAGAUAGGUAGUUUGCAGUAUAGAUUUUCAGUUAUUAUUAUCCAAGCAAACGUUUCCUGGACUAUUCCCACGGAUUUCUGUGUUUUCGUGACUGUAAUUUCCUAUGAGACAAUGGCGGCGAACGGAGAAGGAAGUUUCCAAAUGGACCAAGUGGUUGAUCAAGAAAUAGUUGAUCCCUCAGUUGGAGUAGAUUUUGGAGUAGGCGACGAAGGCAAUGAUGAAAAUGUCGGUGUUGCAGAGGAAGGUGUCGAAGAUCCGGAGCUUGAGGCAAUCAAAGCAAGAGUCAGAGAAAUGGAAGAAGAGGCUGAAAAACUAAAAGAAAUGCAGAAUGAAGUAGAAAAGCAGAUGAACAUGACAAGUCCAACUCAGAUGACUCCAAUAUCUUUGGAAGAUAAAGUUGAAGUUGAUGCCAGAUCAGUUUAUGUGGGAAAUGUUGACUACUCUGCGACUGCUGAGGAACUCGAAGCACAUUUCCAUGGUUGUGGAUCUGUGAAUCGAGUGACAAUAUUAUGUGACAAGUUUACUGGACAUCCUAAAGGAUUUGCAUACAUUGAAUAUGCGGAUAAAGAUUCAGUACAGACUUCCUUGGCAUUGGAUGAAUCAUUAUUUAAAGGCAGACAAAUUAAGGUUCUCCCAAAACGUACAAAUAGACCUGGCAUUAGUACAACUAAUCGAGGUCCUCGAGGACGUGGGUUCAGACGUGGUGCUAGGGCGCCAUUCAACAUGCAGUAUUACAGUGGCUACGUUCCAAGACCGAGGGGAUCAAGAUUUAGGAGCCGUAGGGCAGUUUAUUACUCACCAUACUAAAAGGCCAAACCAGGAGUGGAUCAUGUACAUCAUCAAGGUGGCAAAGAGAGUGGAGGCUACUAUUUAGAUCUCUGAAGUCUAUGGUACUUCUUUUUGGACUCACUUGAGGGUAAAUGGGGGAAAAAAAGAUUAAAAAAAAAGGAAAGAACUCUCCAAAUGAGAGAAAAAAAAAAGUAAAAAAAAAAAAUUGAUUGAAAAAAAGAGGCCAAAAAAAGGGGACAGUAAGAGAAAAAAAUGGAAUGAUUGUAGAUGCAUACAAACCACUGUAUUCUUUAUUUUAUUUGCAAUUAAUAAAUUUGAGCAUUUUACAUUGUGUGUUUCUAUUGUGAUUUUCCUAUGAUAGAGCACCUAAAUAUCAUAGUUUAAAUAACAUGCUUAUUGUAGUUAAUGCCUUGUAUGGCUUUAGUAUGUCUACCCUAACAAGUCUAUUGGAGAGAACCUUGAUCAUAAUACCUAAUGGCUGUCAUUGGCUUUGUUCUACACCUCUGGCAGAGAGGGAGUCGUCCCUAGACUUAGUUGCACUCA
This is a messenger RNA of Saccoglossus kowalevskii, 1447 nucleotides long. Its product is annotated as polyadenylate-binding protein 2-B-like. The record is from RefSeq and is a predicted model, not a curated record. Lineage: Eukaryota; Metazoa; Hemichordata; Enteropneusta; Harrimaniidae. Gene Ontology annotation, cellular component: nucleus. Gene Ontology annotation, biological process: nuclear-transcribed mRNA catabolic process, deadenylation-dependent decay. Gene Ontology annotation, molecular function: poly(A) binding.